Messenger RNA from Carassius carassius (crucian carp), 966 nucleotides. RefSeq lists its product as uncharacterized. The transcript is spliced from 5 exons. Bases 88 to 936 code for a protein of 282 amino acids. The record is from RefSeq and is a predicted model, not a curated record. Lineage: Eukaryota; Metazoa; Chordata; Actinopteri; Cypriniformes; Cyprinidae.
AGCGAGUAUAAGAUGUAAUCUGCAGUGCAUCAUCAUCUCAAUUCACUCCUGGCGACUGAGCAAUCAAGAGCUGAUUUUCAAACUAAGAUGUUUCGGCGGUGUCUGACUCCUCUUUGCAUCCUCACCAUCAUCUGUAUGGUGUCUACAGUCGCCUCCUCCCCUCUUGGCCACAGGGGAGCGCUGUCCUUCUCCAAUUCACUGCGCCUCACUCGGACUAUUCGCGCACGCGUCCAACAAGUGCUGUCUCGCUACAAACAGCAGCUGUUUGGCGACGAGCUCUUUGAGUACAGAGAGCUGAUGUUGAGCACACUUCCAGCGGUUACUGUGAGCUAUCAGACCUGGCUACACAUGCAGGACAAUGAGCGUUUGCGUUUGGCCUCUCACAACCUCCAAACCUUCUGGAUUCACCUGGAAGCUCAACGACAGCAGCUGGAGAGAGAGAGGGAUGCGACGAAAGACAGGAGAGAGCAGAGAAGAGACAAACGAGGAAAGCCUCUGCUCAAUCUGUGCCAAAGUUUUCUCAGUCUGCAAAUAGAUCUGCGGGACUUAAUGAAACAAGUCAACUCUCAGUUAAACAGUCUGAGUAUCACUGCAUCCACAAAGUCCCCACCUCUCCAUACCCUACACUCAACUUCAGCUUCCAGUCCGAAUCCCAGCAUGCAUCAUUCCACAGAGAGCACCACUGUACUCCAGACCCCAACUCAGAUGAAUAAUCCUCGCAGUUCCACACACUCUGUCAGCCUCCUACAACCCACCCAGGCAUCAGCAACCUCUGUUUUCACGGGAAGCAAACUAUCUGUGGAUACUCAGCAGACAACAACAGCAGAGACGUCCCGUUGGAUCCAGCAUCUGAGAGGGUAUGUGAUACUGAGAGAUCUGCAACGGUACUUGAGCAGAUUGGCACGAGAUUAUGCUGUGCUCCAAGCUAAACACUGACAAACAUGUAUGAGCAAAUCAACAAAGCUG